GUUUUAUAAUAUUCCAUAUUAAUUCUUUCACAAAACAUUGCUGACAUGUUGUUUCAUUAAAUGCAGCCCAAUGCUUAUGUUAACAACUGGACUGAUGAAGCCAAAUGUUUCAAUAAAAUGGCCGAGAAAGUUAACAAGGCCUAUCAGCAAAGCAAAUUGAGUUACUCUCAAAUUGAUAGUCGAAUGGACACAUGUAUACGGGCUCACAUCGGUGAAUGGUCGGUGAAAUCUUAUACUAUGAAAGCCCUGACGGAUAAAAAGUAUAACACCAAUGAAGCUUAUAAUAACACAUUCAAAGCAGUAUCAUGCAGCGUCGACAACUUACACAACUACAUCUACUGUAUGGAAGGGUUGUUCAGAUAAUGAUUUUAGAAACCAUUGUUGUUGUAUCUGAUUGUUAAUAAACUCUUGCAACUGUUUCCUCUUCAUAAA
Molecule: messenger RNA, 432 nt
Organism: Aethina tumida (small hive beetle)
Lineage: Eukaryota; Metazoa; Arthropoda; Insecta; Coleoptera; Nitidulidae
Exons: 2
Coding region: 61-363 (100 amino acids)
Source: RefSeq, a predicted model, not a curated record